GUAAGCACUUGUUUGCUUUUCUUCAGAAGCAUUCGUCAAAUUGUCAGUUCUCAUUGUGAGUCCUUAUUGACUGAAAAGGCAAUUACCACAAAGGCCGUGAAGAGGAGCCUUAGUUAGCUUUGGUUUACCUGGAACCCCUUUUGGAUCUUGAAUGUUGACGCAUUGGCCGUCUAAGUAGUUGAAUAACGCUGGCAAUGAAAAGGUUCAUCAGAAUGUUUAGACAAGAAUGGAAACUGAUCGGGUGUACAUUGAUGUUGGAGAAGCGAAAGAUCCUGAACUAUAGUAUAGAAGCUAAUGGAAUGCCGCUGUAGAUCAAACAGUGUGGGAACAGUGCGGCGCUGAGAUGAACUCAUCAUGGGCGUGGUGGAAGCACAUUCUGGGCGUGACGAUGCUCUUGGCCAACCCUACAACAAUCUUAGGGACACAAGAUGGUUUGGUAGAUUGGAAUUUCAUUCGCGAAAUGAGCUCCAUUCACCAGGUGAAACAAUGGAUUCUUAUUUUUGAGCGUUUAGAUUCCCAAAAGAUGUCGCUAAUUCCUCUCAUUAAAAAAAUCGGCAUCCCCUGUAGCAUCAUUUCAGUCCAACAGACUUUGCCAGUUGUGAAUCCCAAUAGAGCUACCAUGGCCUUAUAUUUUGGUAACAUCUCCUCAGAGGCCUUUCAAGCCAGAUUCAGCGAUCCCUGUAGCCCAUUUCUGACCUUAUGGCUCGUCCAACAUCAAUCUGGUCCUCAAUUCGAAAGUGCUUUGGAAUCUCUUCCUUUGCAAAUCAACAGCAUGCUUUUGACUUAUCAAGAUUUGGGGCAUCAACUUCAAGUGGAAGAAGUCUACAAGAUUCAUCAUACACAUAAACUUGUUCAGAGGUUGAUCCUGGGUCAUUGGAAUCCAACUAUUGGGUUCACAUGGCACGUCAGUCCCAACAUUUGGUCCCGACGAUCGGAUCUGCAAGGCUUCUUUCUAAGGACAUCCACUUUGGAGAACCGUCCCGUGAUUACCUAUUUCGAGACGGGUUGUUCCAAUUCUUCGUGUUUCAAAGGGGUUUUGGCGGAUCUUUGGCACGAGCUGCAGGCCAUCAUGAACUUCACCUACAAACUGACAACACCCGAGGACGGUGAAUGGGGUGUUGAGCUCUCAGAGGGAGUAUGGUCCGGAAUCAUAGGCCAACUUGCCAACGACGAGGUGGACAUUUCUCCUGUGGACAUGUUGGUGUCCUCUGCUCGUAAUAAGGUGAUUGACUUUCUGCCGUCCUUGGGGCCGAUUUCUUUGCGGCUCAUCGUGGCUAAUCCGGCUGAAUCCAUGAAUUGGACCGCUUAUUUGGCGCCCCUUACUUGGACCGUUUGGAUUGGAAUCGGUUUAUGCAUUCUGCUAUUUCCUUGGGUGGUUACUUUUGGUGCCAAAGUUUUGGGGAAUGAGCCCACGCAGGAUUCCUAUGAUCUUCAGGACUCUUUCAAAUUCGUGGCAGGGGCCAUGCUAAUUAUGAGAGGUUGGAAUCCUACACCCGAGGCCUUGCGGAACCAGAUCAUAUUCUAUAGUGUUUUGCUGGGUGGCACAAUGAUCUAUUGGCAUUGGGAAGCCAUGAUCAUUUCCUACUUGGCAGUCCGAAAUGUGGCUCUGCCAUUUGAAUCCCUCGAAGAUCUAGUGGAGAACACAGAUUACAAGGUUGUGGUACAACCGGGUACUGCUUACGUGGAUCAAUUAAGGUUUGGGAACACUGAAGUGUUGAGGCAAACUUGGGUGGAAAGAGUGGAACCUUACAUAGACUCUUACCCUUCUACCAAAGUGGAAAUGCUUGAUCUUGUCUUGAAGGAUCCCUCAUACGCUUUAUUGGAUGAGUACUAUUCCUUACUCUUCUAUGAGAGGCACUCCAAAUGCGAAGUUCUAACCAUUCCGAAAGACUAUUUCCGCGGGGACUACGCCUUCCCAAUCCAAGACAACUCUCCUUUCAAGGACUUGUUUAAGUACCACAUUGAAAUACUCAAGGAAAGGGGAGCGUUGAAUCAAAUCAGUGAUCGCUACGCACCAGAAGCCCAAGUCUGUCCUGAUUUGAGUGGGAAAUCGCUCGGAUUUGGCCAAUGUUUCACGGCCUUUGUGGCCUUACUGGCCGGUCUAGCAGUGGCAUCGUUGGCCUUGAUACUUGAAAUACUUCAUCAACAAUGGGCUCCUCCUAAAUCAUCGAAUCGUCUGGAUAAUGACAUGUUGAACAAACUCUAUGAGCACGAAUUUCAAUUGAAGUAUCAUCAAUCGAGAGUGCUGGAAAUUCGUCAACGAUUGAAGCAAUCUGAAACUUGAUUAUUCCUUUUCCGUUGAGUUGAAAUAUAACUAUGUUCUGUUCCAAUUUGAA
Molecule: messenger RNA, 2336 nt
Organism: Tigriopus californicus
Lineage: Eukaryota; Metazoa; Arthropoda; Copepoda; Harpacticoida; Harpacticidae
Product: glutamate receptor ionotropic, kainate glr-3-like
Exons: 11
Coding region: 344-2284 (646 amino acids)
Cellular component (GO): membrane
Molecular function (GO): glutamate-gated receptor activity
Source: RefSeq, a predicted model, not a curated record